AUGUGGAGGUCUGGCUACAUCCCCAAGGCCUCUGGGUAUGGCACUGUAAAAGGUAUCCGCCCCAUCACUCUAUCCUGCACACUGUGCAAAUUACAGGAAGCGGUGAUUGCUCGUCGCCUUGCACCUUAUACAGAAGAGAUUAUCAGAUGCGAUGAACACUUUGCCUAUCUUCCUCGUCGAUCUGCUACCCUAAUGGUUGGCAAGAUGAUCCACUAUGCACAGCAGGGGCUCGGCGGCAAACUGGUGAAAAAGAAACCUCCCUGGGCCAUAGUUGGUCUUGACCUGAGCAACGCUUUCGGUACGGUGCCGCAUUGCAAGCUUCUACAAGGCCUACAGAGUAUCGGUAUUCCCACCAAGGAAAUCGAUUGGAUAAGGUCCUGGCUAGGACCGAGGCUUAACUCUAACCGCUAUCUGGGCGUUGACACCACUCGCAUGGCCAAGGAAGGUAUAGGCCUUGCCCAAGGGAGUGUGCUGUCUCCGCUCCUUUUCGUCUACUUCAUGCAUUAUGUGAUCAGUGCUAUUAAGGACGAUCUUCCUGAUGGACCUUUCCCCUAUCGAUGGUUUAUAUAUGCGGACGACUGCCAUCUUGUUUUCAAGUUCAAACCCCGAAGCUCUCAAGAAGACCGGGAUCGUCACAUCCACUAUUUUCUGGAUCGACUGUCUGCUCUGCUACGCCUCUAUAAUCUCUCUCUGUCCACUGAGAAGACUGAAAUUCUCACCAGCUAUAUCUCACAGUCCUAUCAGUCGAAGCACAUUAAUAUUUUGGGUAUCACGAUCACCAGAAGGCUAAGUUUUCAUCUUCACCUGAAGGCCAGACUAUCCAAGUGUCAUGGUAUCACCCUGAAGGCGUGGCGUUAUGCUCGGAGCUCCUUUGGUGUCUCUCCUGACUCCAUCCUCUUACUUGCUAAAUCCGUUUGGCUUCCCACACUCUGCUAUGGUCUGGAAGUCUGGGGUACCUCCCUCGCCAUCAACAAGACUACCCUACUGAUUGACUCCGCUUACAGAAGAAUUUUGAAGUUGGCCUAUCGACUUCCCUCCUCCGCUCCUAACUCUUUCGUCGAUCUUCUAUGUGACUCACCAUCGCUAUCCUACACCCUUAUUGACAAGCUGCUGGUGAAGUCCAUGCACCGCAUGGCACACCCGCCUUCUCCAGGCUCCCUACCGAAUCAUUUCAGCUGGUGCCCGUCACUGUCGGAUAAGUGGCUUCGCAUUCUAAACGAUCGACUUCCGGACUAUGGUACCACUGAUUGGUAUGCCCCCGGCCCCCCCAUCCCCAUCGACAUCGCUAAUCGUAUCAUCAUCGAAGAAACUAAACAGGCAGCUAUCAUCAGGUGGCGCAGCCUAUCUGGGAUAGGUGUCGAGGUCUACACAGAUGGCUCCCUGGUCAAGGACGGCCCGGAGCCCACGGUCGGUGCGGGCUUUGUGGUG
This is a messenger RNA of Perkinsus marinus ATCC 50983, 1428 nucleotides long. RefSeq lists its product as hypothetical. Lineage: Eukaryota; Perkinsozoa; Perkinsida; Perkinsidae. The record is from RefSeq and is a predicted model, not a curated record. The transcript has a single exon. The annotation marks the transcript as partial.